AUGGCGCUCUCGUAUAUCCGUCCGGCUAGUGAAUGGGCCACAGGCGGCGAAUCGAUGACGCCCCGGCAAAAAGGAAGGCUGUAUGGUCUGGGGCAGAGGAUGAGCGUACACAUACCCUUCGCCAAGUUUAGCCGACAGGACAAGUCGCAAAAGGUGACCAAGGCAGAGGCGUCGAUCUUGAUCUCCAUGCUUGAGGACGGUGUUCAUCCGAGCCCGGGGUAUAUCAGCGCAUUGGGGCGUAGCUCGAUUCCGUACGAGCGGCCUCAGCAUCCGAGGCAGUGGCAGGAUCCUUAUGGGCCGCCGACGAAGAUACAGUUAGAUUGGUUGACCAGCCUCAUCAGCAUGAUGGGCGUCCCGGGCGAGGUGAUGCUGCAGACGCUGGGUUGGGUCACCAUCGGCCAUGCGUCGCUGCUCAUCAAGCGCAUCCGGGAGUUUAACGAGGAGCGGCAAAUGGGGUACCCCUUGCAGGGCGGGAUGGUGUUGUUCCAGCGCGCUCUUGAUUAUGCCCAGGAUGAGCUGCCGUUCUUGGAAGAGGAUGAAGACGUAGUGAAACACGAGGAGAUUGUCAAGCUGGAGGACGCAUCGGCGGCCUGCUUCGCGAUCCCGGAAUGCUCGCUUGCGGCGAACGUGGUGAUCAAGAGCGAGACAUGGGCAAUAUGA
Messenger RNA from Trametes versicolor FP-101664 SS1, 660 nucleotides. RefSeq lists its product as uncharacterized. The record is from RefSeq and is a predicted model, not a curated record. The transcript has 3 exons. Lineage: Eukaryota; Fungi; Basidiomycota; Agaricomycetes; Polyporales; Polyporaceae. Bases 1 to 660 code for a protein of 219 amino acids.